AUGUUGGUUCAUACAGGGGAAUAUGGAGUACACUGGAAUUUCUUUUUCACUCUAGCUGCUGUAUCAAUCCUUACAUCCAUAAUUAACAUCCCACCGCAAUAUUCAGGAAUUCUUGGUGUAGCAAUUCUUAUUGGUAUAAUUCCUUCCGGGAUAGGCAUUAUAAAUGGCAAACUUGCUUACUGGGCUGGUAAACUUGUAUGUGGAUACUCUGUUUACCCCAUCACUCUCAGCCCUACUCAUCUUGACCCUGACAGCUUGGACCAUGGUCCUAGGUCAGACAACCCAAACAUCAGUCCUCAUCAUCAGAUAAGGCUACAGUUCCCACUGUUUAACUGCGACCUCAACACUAUAUCCGUUGGAUAUCUAAGGGCGCUUACUGGUGAGAGUGGACUGAAUUUGAAUGCGAAGAAGCACCGUCUAAUGAUCCUACAGAAGCUAGCACAUGCUUUCUCAUUAUCAUUAUGCACGCUAGAGACAAACCUAGGGUGGCACGCAUGGUAUGGCAUGGCAUGGGUUGCGAAGCGCACAAGUAAAAACCCUAAUGCAUUCACAUGA
Messenger RNA from Dovyalis caffra, 555 nucleotides. The record is from the annotation of a GenBank genome assembly. NCBI's taxonomy places the organism in Eukaryota, Viridiplantae, Streptophyta, Magnoliopsida, Malpighiales, Salicaceae.